This is a messenger RNA of Blastomyces gilchristii SLH14081, 360 nucleotides long. RefSeq lists its product as uncharacterized. The coding region runs from base 1 to 360 and encodes 119 amino acids. The transcript has a single exon. Gene Ontology annotation, molecular function: protein binding. The record is from RefSeq and is a predicted model, not a curated record. NCBI's taxonomy places the organism in Eukaryota, Fungi, Ascomycota, Eurotiomycetes, Onygenales, Ajellomycetaceae.
AUGUAUCAGCACGCACUGAAAGGCUUUGAGAAGGCGCUCGGACUGCAUAAUAUCACAUCUUAUUUCCCUGCACUUAAGACUGCAUAUAGUUACGGUAUGCUCUUUGAGAAUCAAGGUCGCUUAAGCGAUGCGAAAUUGAUGUACUCAAGAGCACUUAGAGGUUAUAAGGCUGUUUUUGAAACUCACUAUCACUGGUACCUGGCGGCUCAAAAGCGUCUUCAGAAUCUCGAGACCUCUCUAGAUACUUACUCCGAUUCACUGACAGCUGCUUCUCAACUUGAUCAGGAAACAAACAUCUCACCCGAGGCGGGAUCAGCGGGGUCGGCGGGAUUCAUAACAUCAAAACUUAAGUUAAGAUAA